This is a messenger RNA of Betta splendens (Siamese fighting fish), 1440 nucleotides long. It is a transcript of the gene gadd45gip1, whose product is annotated as growth arrest and DNA-damage-inducible, gamma interacting protein 1. NCBI's taxonomy places the organism in Eukaryota, Metazoa, Chordata, Actinopteri, Anabantiformes, Osphronemidae. The transcript is spliced from 2 exons. The record is from RefSeq and is a predicted model, not a curated record. The coding region runs from base 173 to 865 and encodes 230 amino acids. Gene Ontology annotation, cellular component: nucleus.
GAUCAAAACAAUUUCGAUUGUUGAAUUUAAAGUGUUGUUCACUGUCUAUGAUUAUAGGGGGCCACAGUGUAACUUGAAGCUAGAUGCCGCUCUCCAAUGAACCAAACAAGGAAGAAUAUCUGCCCAUUUGUGAACAGGCACUGCGGCGGUCAUCUAUGAAUUCAUCAAAAAGAUGGCGGUGUCCGUGUUGUCCAGGAGGAUGUCGAUGCUAUGCCGGAUUGUGAAUAGAAUUUCAUCGCCAAAACCUUUAUUUUGUGCGUCUUCUCAAUGCACGUUUGUAUUACAGACGGCGUCGUACAACCACAAACCUUUAAAGUUAAACCUGCGUGAGCCGUAUAUUCCAGAUAAAGACAGCGAGAAGACGCCAGAGUGGCAGAAGACGGCCCGCUACGACAGGAAGCUGUUCGGUCGCUAUGGCUCAGCGUCGGGCAUCGACGCGGUGUCGCUUUGGCCGAGCCAUGAUCAGUUGGACAAGAUGAUCGCAGAAGAAAGGGAGUGGCAGCCUACAUUAGAAGCGAUGCUCAGGAAUAUAGCGGCUAGGGAAAAGGAGGAAACUGAGAAACGGCUGGCCAAAGAGAAACUUAUUGCAGCAAACAUGGCCAAAAUGCCCAAGAUGAUCGCAGACUGGCGCAGGGAGAAGCGUGAAACUAAGAAGAAGCUAAAGGAGGAGAAAGCUCGGCGUGCAAAGCUGCUGGCUGAAGCCAGAGAGCGUUUUGGCCACGCAGUGGACCCUCGCAGCCCUAAGUUUUUGGAAAUGGUGGCUGAAAUCGAAAAAGAAGAAAAAAAGAAGAAGAAACUAAUGAAGCGCAGGCAAAAAGAGGAGCAGGCAGCAGCUCCCAUCACACCUCCUGCUACCUCCUCCUAGUCUUGGAGUCAUUUUGGACAUAAUUAAGUGUGACCUUGUGAGUCCUUGUUCUGAUAACAUGUAUCAGAUUAUGGGAUUCUAAAAUAUUUCAUUUUUGCUGUAAGAACUAUCCACUUUGUAUGGUUUUUUCCAUAACCAGUCAUGGGCUGUUACAGAAAUAAAUUAUUUCUGAACAAACAUUAUGUACAUGCACAACAAGGUAAAAAUAGCUGAUUGUUUUCUGUUCAUGAAAUUUAAGGAUUAAAUUAAAUUUGCUGAGAGUGUAGAGGUCAAAGUCAAUGAAGUCGUGGACAGUUAACAUUUUGUUUUCUCACCAGAAUCUGCAUGUGCCGCCUCCUAGAAAUCCUGAUGCAUAUGAUCUGCCUCUCUUCUUUAUUUUGACAUCACCAGCAUUGGUGACAGUGGCAGCUUACUACUUACCUAUCACAACUAAUGGUUUUUUUUCAAAGUAAUAAAGUGUGAUUAAUAGAUUGAGUCACUACUUUUGGACACUAGUCUGUAAAAAUCAAAAGUUAUAUAAUUAUUAAUAUCAGGGCAACUAAAUUCUCAAUGUUUAAUAAAGUCAUUGAAAACAA